Molecule: messenger RNA, 2260 nt
Organism: Chrysemys picta bellii (western painted turtle)
Lineage: Eukaryota; Metazoa; Chordata; Testudines; Emydidae
Source: RefSeq, a predicted model, not a curated record
GAGGGAGGAGCCCCACUCCCAGUCCCAGUCCCCGCAGCUGUCGGCGCCUCUCAGUCCGGCGCUGGGUGGAGCAGGAGCCCCGGGGAACGAGCGCCCCAGCCCGGCUGCAGGGAGACCCCCUGCCCCGCUCCCCCGCCGGCGGGGAGAGGAGACCGGCCCCAGCGAGGGGGGAGCCCAGGGCGGUGAGCGCGGCAGCGGCCAACAGGCUCCCUGACCCCUGUACGGAGAGAGGAGGAGAAGGAAAGACACCAGCCCACAGCUCUGUUCUUGCGCCAGGCUGGGCCCAGAAUCCGGAUUCCCUCUCAAUCCCCUGCCGCUCCUGGGGCUGGAAAUCCACAUUCCCCUGGUCCUGCUCUAGCAUUCUGGAUUGCACCUUUCCUCCCCCGCCCGAAGGCCAUGCAAAAGGGCAAGUGUGAACUCCUCCCCGAUCUGCCCCCAAGGCUCUCGGUGGAGCCCCAGGCAUGGCCGGGAGGCCGAGACGUCCGGGUGACGGUCCGAGCGCCCAGCUCCCAGCCUGAGGAUUAUGCUGCCCCGGGGCUGGGGCAGAGAAAGACCCUGGUCGUCCUGGAUAUCGUCUGUCUGCUCGUGGCCUCCGUCCCGUUCUUGGUCUGUGAGGUUGGCUUGGUCCCCCCCAUGCGCCGCGGCUUCUACUGCAACGACAGCAGCAUCCGCUACCCACUCAAGCAGGCGGAGACGGUCAGCGACACGGUGCUGAUCUCGGUGGGGAUCCUCAUCACCUCCGUCUCGAUCGCCCUGGGCGAGAGCUACCGCAUCCACUCCCUGCGCCUGGGCUCCCGCUCCUUCGUCCCCAACCCCUACGUGGCCGUCCUCUACAAGGAGAUCGGCGCCUUCCUCUUCGGCUGCACCGUGGGCCAGUCCCUCACCAACAUGGCCAAGAUCACCGUCGGCCGCCUCCGCCCCCACUUCCUGGCCGUCUGCCGGCCGGACCUCGCUCUCCUCAACUGCUCCCGGGGCUACGUGGAGGAGUACGCCUGCACUGCGGGGCUGUCGCAGGAGAAGGAAGCCAGGAAGUCCUUCUACUCCGGCCACGCCUCCUUCGCCAUGUACAGCAUGACGUACCUGGUGUUCUACCUGCAGGCGCGGUUAACCUGGCGGGGUGCUCGUCUGCUGCGCCCCCUGCUGCAGUUCGUCCUGUUGCUGCUGGCGCUCUACACCGGCCUCACCCGCAUCUCUGACUACUGGCACCACCCCUCGGACGUGGCCGUGGGCUUCCUGCAGGGGGCGCUCAUCGCCUACUGGGUGGCCUUCCACAUCUCAGGCAUGUUCCGCCACAAGGCCCCAGCCUCCCGCCUGCCCCCGCUUUGCCCCGAUAGCCCGGACUCCAGCGGCCACACCAACUGCUAGGCGUCGUGCCGGAACGGGGGGCUAGAGGGAUCACCCUGCUGGGACCAGCACCCAGCAGGCCCCCGCACGGCGGCGGGAGAGCCAGCCCCGCUUUCUGCUCCUCCACAGAGCACGUGGCCCCAUGUGCUUCCUCUCUGGCAGGGCUGGGCUUUCCUGUGUUGCUCUGGUCGCCGCCGGCUGUUUUCCAAGCACUUUAAUUUCCUCUUGGAUGCCUGCCCUGGGUCAGGUCGUCGCCACCUCCCGAAAGGCUUCCUGUUGGGCGGAGUUCUCCUCUGUCCGUCGCAGGAAAUCCUGCCUUCCUCUGGCUAGGGCAUGGCAGGAAGUCUCACCUUCUAACAUGGAUAUUGCAGACGCAUCGCAGGAAGUCCCACCUUCCUCUGGCAAGGGCAUGGCAGGAAGUCCCGCCUGCCUUUGGCACGGCCAUCACAGGAACGCUGCAGGAAGUCCCGCCUUCCUUUGACAUGGGCAUUACAGGAAGUCCCGCCUCUCCCCUCACCGCCCCCACACGCAGUGGGAUUUCUCAGCUCACGGAAGGAUUAUGACGACGAUUUGCAUGAUACGCUUUGGCCACCUUCCUGGACUCUGCUCCUCCAAUGAAAUGGCCCCUCCCUCCCCUCUCCGCGGCCGGGGAGGAGGGCUGUGAUUGAUGGACAGGGGGAUGAGGAGCGCGGGGAGAGCGGCAGGUGGUCGAACAUGAAGGAUGAACCACGGGCUGCUGGGCCUUAGGAGUGGGGUCCACAGGGGGGGCUCAUCCGUGCCACGAGUGGCUCCCGUUCUCAGACGCUUCCAGGCCCCCCCUCCGGGGGGGGGGCUGGACUGUGCCUCUCGCCCCCCCAUGCCCAGCCAGCCCUGAUAAUGUGAAUGGUAUUUUUGUAAUAAAUGGUACAGACAAUCA